Entamoeba invadens IP1 is the source of this 1398-nucleotide messenger RNA. RefSeq names its product importin subunit alpha-2, putative. The transcript has a single exon. Gene Ontology annotation, molecular function: nuclear import signal receptor activity. The coding region runs from base 1 to 1398 and encodes 465 amino acids. NCBI's taxonomy places the organism in Eukaryota, Evosea, Mastigamoebida, Endamoebidae. Gene Ontology annotation, cellular component: nucleus. Gene Ontology annotation, biological process: NLS-bearing protein import into nucleus. The record is from RefSeq and is a predicted model, not a curated record.
AUGGCAACAAAUCGAGGCGAACAACCCAGUUUACACCAACUAGCAAAAAAUCGUUCAGACGGUAUUUCUAUCCUUCGUUCUUCACGUCGAACUGAAUUAAUGAAUAAAUUCCGACCCAUUGAUUGUCCAAUAGAUUCUUCACUGACUCUAUCCAAAGAGGAGCCGCACUCACACACCGAGCACUCAUAUCCCGACACAGUCGAAAAAGCAAUACGUGGCGAUACAUCAGCACUUCUUGCGAUUCAAACGUAUUUUGACAGUACACUGUACUUCCACUACUAUUUCAUGCAACACAACUGUUGCUCGUCUUUCCUGAAACAACUUGCGACACAACCCGACAGUUAUUGUGUCGCAGUGUUAAACGCAUUUCUGUCGUACACAUCCUCCUCCGAGAAAAUCUUCUCCGACGACUUAGUCAAAAGUGGCUUCUUUCAGCGCACCGAAUAUCUUUUAUCCCACGGCGAAGACAUUUCGAGAAGAACACUCUUCGUCCUUGGAAAUCUGCUUUCGGAGUCAAAGGAAGAUGCUGAUUGUUUUGUCGCAUCAAAUCUUUGCGAUAAAACGUUCGACUUAUUGCGACAGUACCCGUCACCGCAAUUCUUGGCGGCCGUCGUUUUCUUGUUCAAGUCUCUUAUUAGAGGAAACCCUGAUUUUAAUAGAAAAACCCUUGAACGAAUUGUCGCGUUUUUCAUCGGAGUUUUGGACGGGAAGUGCUUUUCAAAUGACAUAGAGAAUGACGUGUUGUGGGGAUUUUCGUUUUUGAGCGACAACGAGAAUAACAAAAUAUUGUUUGACAGAAAUGUUAUUGAGAGGAUGUAUGUGUACUUUGAGAAAGGAAAUAAAUGCCCAGAAAGUGUGAUGAGAUUUUUUGGAAAUUUGGUCAGGCAGACGGACGACGUUCCAACAUUCAUGAUCACCCACAACUGUUUCAAGAUUUUUGAGAUCAUGCUGGCAGAAAGACCGGGUGAUAUAAGGGCAAAAAAUGCGUUUUGGACACUAUCGAACUUGGUGCCUUCGUUGUCGAAAGAAAACGCAUAUGCAUUACUCAAGACAACGAAGCUCUUCCAACUCUCUUGUACUAUAGUUAUAACGAAAGACUAUUAUAGUAAUGUUCUUAUAGACGUCUGGUAUUUCAUAGGAAAUAUAGUUUACUAUGCUGAUAUGGAUUACACCAAAUAUGUAGUUGCUUUGCAACCAAAUAUUUUGGUUGUCGUUUUGAUGUUUUUAAAAGCUCCAAUUGGUGAACAAACACUGACAAGCAUCUAUUUAAAGUGCCUUGCAAAUUUACUCAAAUUGUAUCAAAUCAAUGCCCCAAACUUCGACGAGUGUGUUGAAGAGCUUGGAAUUGCAGACUUACUCGAUACUCUUUCCGUUUGUGAAAUCUUCUCAUUUUUGUGA